AUGGCUGAGCACCCUUCUUUCACUCUCGCUGCCCUCUUGGCUGCUGGCGGCACUGCCGGCUACAUGCGCACGCGCUCUACUCCUUCUCUCGUGGCUGGUGUUGGACUGGGUGUUUCGUAUGCCUAUGCUGGAUACCUUCUCAAGAACAAUAAGGACUACGGUUCUGAGCUUGCCCUGGCAAACAGUGUCCUCUUGACUGGAUCUGCCGUUCCGAGAAUCAUCAAGACUGGUGGCCGAGCACCUGUUCCUAUUAUUCUCGGUGCAGUAGGCGGACUUGCUACGUACUACUACCAGAAGAAAUUCCGCGAGUUCCGAUAUGGUGUUUAG
This is a messenger RNA of Fusarium pseudograminearum CS3096, 327 nucleotides long. RefSeq lists its product as uncharacterized. The coding region runs from base 1 to 327 and encodes 108 amino acids. The transcript is spliced from 3 exons. Gene Ontology annotation, cellular component: membrane. The record is from RefSeq and is a predicted model, not a curated record. Lineage: Eukaryota; Fungi; Ascomycota; Sordariomycetes; Hypocreales; Nectriaceae.